Molecule: messenger RNA, 1608 nt
Organism: Macroventuria anomochaeta
Lineage: Eukaryota; Fungi; Ascomycota; Dothideomycetes; Pleosporales; Didymellaceae
Product: MFS general substrate transporter
Exons: 3
Coding region: 1-1608 (535 amino acids)
Biological process (GO): transmembrane transport
Cellular component (GO): membrane
Molecular function (GO): transmembrane transporter activity
Source: RefSeq, a predicted model, not a curated record
AUGGCUUCGACAGAGGAGAAAGCGACAACCGCUCACGGUGAGCGCUCGUCCAACAGCUCUACCGACAAUGCAGCUGGUCUUGCUGUUGCUUUCGAGGAGGGCAAGGACCCCGGUCUGAGCGAUGCCCAUCUCUGCAGCGAGGCCGACAACAAGCGCAUCCUUCGCAAAACCGACAUAUACAUGCUCUCACUUCUCUGCAUGGUCUACUUCCUCCAGUCAGCAGACAAGGGCAUCAUUGGUUUGACGGCCGUUUACGGACUCAAGACGGAUGCAAAGCUCAAGGGCAAUGACUAUUCCAACAUUGGUAACAUCGGUUACUAUGCGCAACUUGCCGUUCAGCCUAUCGCUGCCUGGAUUCUCGUCAAGGCACGAUACCGUCAGGUUCUGCCCGUUAUCAUCACUUGCUGGGGGAUAUCGGUCGCUGGAGGUCUUGGUGGAUCAAGGAGCUACGCCGGUCUACUCGCAUCACGUUUCUUUCUCGGUGCUUUCGAGGCUGCAGUCAUUCCCCUGUUCUCCAUCAUCACCAUCGCCUUCUAUAGACGUUCAGAGCAGCCAUUCCGCGUUGCAUGCUGGUACAGCUGCUACGGUCUUAGCACCUUGCUUAGUGCCCCCAUCGUCUACGGUUUUGGUCGUGUUCACUCGCACACCCUCUACAGGUACCAGAUUGUCUACCUCUUCUUCGGUCUUCUCACCAUCGUGAUUGGGCUUGGUACAUACUGGUGGGCUCAUGACAGCCCUGGAGAGGCUCGCUACCUUUCACCUGAAGAUCGCCUCAAGGCUGUCGACCGCUUGAAGGCCAACCAGCAGGGUAUCGUCUCGCACAAGUUCAACUGGAAGCAUGUUUGGGAGGCUUGGUUGGAGCCUAAGUACUGGUUGUACAUGAUCAUGGUCAUUGCUGUCAAUGCCGGCGCAUCCGUCUCUUCCGUCUUCGGUUCAAUCAUCCUUCAAAACUUGGCAGGUUUCACCGCCGACGAGGCAGUUCUUCUCAACAUGCCUUUCGGCGCUCUCCAAUUCUUUUCGAUUCUCCUCGCAUCUUGGCUGGCAUACCGCUUCAAGCGCAAGUCGCCCUUCUUGCUCGGUCUGGUCACCAUUGUAAUCGUCGGUGUUGCACUGAUGGUUGCUCUACCCAAAACCAAGGCGAAUAAAGGCGGUCUUCUCGCCGGUUACUACUUGAUUGCUUUCGUCUACGCUAUUAACCCUCUACUCAUCUCGUGGAUGGGUGGUAACUGCGCUGGACAGACCAAGAAAGCGAUCUACUACACGUCCUUCAAUGCCGGCAACUCCAUCGGCAACAUCAUCACUCCGUACAUCUUCGACUCCAAGUUUGCUCCACAAUACGUAAGCGCAACAUCACCUUCUGUCAACGCACUCAAGGGUAUCAUGAUCAUCUGGUGCAUCCUGUGGGGCGUAGUCGUCGCACAGAUCUUCCUCAUUACCUGGAUGCAGAAGAAGAAGGGUGACCAGCGUGAGGCUGCCGGCCUUCCUAGGGAGUUCGUGGAUUACUCUAUGGAUGGUACCUUUCACGAGGCUGGUGCGGAGGUCCACGGCGAGAAUGGUCUUGCAGACAUGACGGACAAGGAGAACUUGUACUUCCGUUACCUGUUGUAA